This is a messenger RNA of Malassezia restricta, 354 nucleotides long. RefSeq names its product GABA(A) receptor-associated protein. The record is from RefSeq and is a predicted model, not a curated record. Gene Ontology annotation, biological process: cellular response to nitrogen starvation. Lineage: Eukaryota; Fungi; Basidiomycota; Malasseziomycetes; Malasseziales; Malasseziaceae. Bases 1 to 354 code for a protein of 117 amino acids. The transcript has 3 exons.
AUGCGGUCCACUUUUAAACAAAAGCACACGUUUGAUGAAAGGGUGAAGGAAUUUGAUCGUAUCAAGAAACAGUAUCCUGAAAGAAUCCCGGUAAUCUGUGAGAAGGCCGAAAAAUCAGACAUGCCUCCGAUAUCUAAGAAAAAGUAUUUGGCACCAAGCGACUUGACUGUCGGUCAAUUUGUUUAUGUGAUACGUAAGAAGAUUAAACUUUCUCCUGAUAAAGCUAUUUUCGUCUAUGUGAACAGCGUCCUUCCUGCUUCAUCAGCUUCCAUGCACGAAAUACAUGCUGUGUAUAAAGAUGAUGACGGUUUUCUUUACCUCACAUAUUCGGGAGAAAAUUCUUUCUAUGUGUGA